AUGGAGGGGUGGACGGAUGGAGGGGGAGGAUUCCUGUAGUGGGAGGGAGGGAGGGAGGGAGGGGUGGUGCUGAAUGAACAGCUCCUCUGCUCAUAAAGUAAUCAGAGAGCUCCCCUGCUCCGUCAGAGUAGCACAGCCAUGAGCCAGCCGAGCUCCCCGUCCUCCAGACCCGCGCUGACACUCCGCCCGUCCGCCCCCUGACACGCACCGCGCACGCACCAUGAAGAGGCAAAACGUGAGGACCCUCGCCCUCAUCAUCUGCACCUUCACCUACCUGAUCGUCGGCGCUGCGAUCUUCGACGCGCUGGAAUCCCUGAAGGAGACGAGGCAGAGGAACGAGCUGGACCGCAGGAAACUGGAGCUGCUCCAGACGUUCAACUUGUCCGCGGAGAACUUUGACGAGCUGGAGAAGGUGGUGCUGCAGCUGAAGCCGCACAAAGCCGGGGUGCAGUGGAAAUUCGCCGGCUCGUUUUACUUCGCCAUCACUGUGAUCACGACCAUAGGAUAUGGCCAUGCAGCCCCCAGCACAGAUGGAGGGAAGGUGUUCUGUAUGCUCUACGCCCUCCUGGGCAUCCCUCUCACCUUGGUCAUGUUCCAGAGCGUGGGCGAGAGGAUCAACACCUUUGUCAGGUAUCUGCUCCACCGCCUGAAGAAGUGCCUUGGCAUGAGGAAUACUGAGGUCUCCAUGGCCAACAUGGUGACCAUCGGUUUCAUAUCCUGCAUGAGCACACUGUGUGUAGGGGCACUGGCCUUCUCCCACUUUGAGGGAUGGAGCUUCUUUCAUGCCUACUACUACUGUUUCAUCACGCUCACCACCAUCGGCUUCGGGGACUAUGUGGCGCUGCAGAACAAGCAUGCUCUGCAGACCAAGCCGGAGUACGUGGCCUUCAGCUUCAUCUACAUCCUGACGGGUCUGGCUGUGAUCGGCGCCUUCCUCAACUUGGCGGUGCUGCGUUUCAUGACCAUGAACGCCGAGGAUGAGAAGAGGGAUGCGGAGCAGAGAGCACUCCUCGCUCACAACGGUCAGGCAGGUGGACACAUUACCUGCUCGGUAGACCCGGCCUCCUCCUCCUCCACACCACCUGGGUGCGGCGGAGGGAGCGCAGUGGGAGGCAGCGGGGGAGGAGCGGCAAGCCGAGGCCUGCGUAAUGUUUACGCUGAGGUGCUCCACUUCCAGUCCAUGUGCUCCUGCCUUUGGUACAAGAGCAGAGAGAAACUGCAGUACUCCAUACCCAUGAUCAUCCCACGUGACCUCUCCACCUCGGACACCUACAUGGAGCAGGGAGAGGCCUUUUCCAACCCCCUCCAUUCUAAUGGCUGUGUGUGUAGCCUGCAGCGUCACUCUGGCAUUAGCUCAGUUUCCACUGGCCUGCACAGCAUCAACACCUACAGAAGACUCAAUAAACGCAGAAGCUCCAUCUAAACGAGGAGGACUUCCUGCUUUAAGGUCAAGUCCCACUCAGGGGAACGCAGCUCUAGUCCUAAAGAAACAUGGUACUCCUGAUGUUUGCUUCUUUCUGGUGUUGAGGAGCCUGGUGCUGCAGACUGCAGCCAUGUAUUUAACUUCCAUUAGCUAAGCACAAACUAUUUAGAACCUAACAUGGUUACUGAUGCCACUGAGAAAUAAUGCUAAUGGUUGUUUAAGAAGCAUGUAUUACACAGACUCUGAAACUUUUUCUGUUGGGGAAAAAAUAAUGUGCAGUUCUCUCUGCACCUCUGAAUUCUGAUAUUAAAAAUCAUAAUAUUGAAUUCAACUAGUUCUUUCUUCAUAAGACAGAAUUUGGUGUUCUAAUAUGAAAAGGAACAAAAUACACUGUGAGACAUGUUUUUAAGAGGGAUUAGGGGUGUAUUAACUGUAUAUAAUUCCCCGCUAAGAAAUAUUUUAUUGAAUACUCUUAAAUCCAAUUUUUUCAAAAAGACUUUCCAACAGGAAAUCUUUGGUUGUAAGUAUUAUACUCACUACAGAAAUGUGUAUAUAUUUGGACUCUUCACUAGCAGGUGUUAUUGAGGGAAAGCCUAUUUUUUCAGUGAAAGUUUUCAAAAAAUAAUAAUAAUCUCAGUGUCUUCUCCUGUGUGUCUGUAACUGAAGUUCAGGUUCAAGCCAAAACGCUCUGAUCUGCUUUAUGUACUUUCCUUCCAUUACAGGCUUUUAAAUGACAGUUUUGAUUGAGAAUAAGCAGGUAACGGCUCAAACGUCUUGCUCGAGACCGGGACACUCGCAGCUGUUGUGGGGGGAUCGAACCCUGUGACAGUGUCUCUAACCACUACGCCUCCCUGCCGCUCCUCUCAGACCUCACUGUAUUUUUGUACAAAUCUCUAUGAAUUUCUUUUUCAUAGUUUCUUCCCUUGCAUCAAAGUAUUUUACGCACUUGUCGCUUGUCAUAUGUUUUCAUAUAGCACACUUAUAUUCAGACUCAUUUUAACUUAGAGCAUGUUAGCUCAGUUUGUGCAUAGUAGAAAGUCAUAUUUUAUUCACUGCUGCACCUUAGAAGACUAUUGUAUAUGCUUUAGGACACUGGAAUUCAGUGCACUAUUUUAUUUUAUUAUAUUUUUUAAAUGGAAUCAUUAUGUUUUGUUAUGGAAAUGAUAUGUCCUAAUUAAUUCUUUCUUCUGUUAUUAGCCUGAGAUAUUUGAAUUAAUACUCUGUGUUUGUGGGUGAUUCAGAAUAAUAGCAGUACACCUCACUAAUACAUGGCCUCAGAGUUUGCACCUCAUGCACUUAGGGGGUAUUUUUUGCUCCAAACCCCAAAUAACACACUUGAUUCAGCCAUCUGAGGUCUUUAUACAGUGUUUAUUUUGUUUAUGUUUUAGUCCUCCAAAGGAGUUAUCGUACAUAAUCAUUGUUUUAUUUUAUUUUUUUAGUUUUACUCAACAAUGUCUCAAAAUGUUAGUCAUAUCACAUUCAUUUCGGUCACAUUUUCGUCUUUUUUUUUUUUUUUUACUGGAAUGUUUUUAUUAACUGCAAUAUGCCUGUUAAUGUUGUUCAACAUUUCUCAAUAACUGAUAGAGGGACUGCUAUGUGUGUGGCUAUACAUUUAAAGUAUGUUUUUUUCUUUGACAAUAAU
Molecule: messenger RNA, 3065 nt
Organism: Lates calcarifer (barramundi perch)
Lineage: Eukaryota; Metazoa; Chordata; Actinopteri; Centropomidae
Gene: kcnk3a
Product: potassium channel, subfamily K, member 3a
Biological process (GO): potassium ion transmembrane transport; stabilization of membrane potential
Cellular component (GO): membrane
Molecular function (GO): open rectifier potassium channel activity; potassium ion leak channel activity
Source: RefSeq, a predicted model, not a curated record